This is a messenger RNA of Pedinophyceae sp. YPF-701, 4383 nucleotides long. NCBI's taxonomy places the organism in Eukaryota, Viridiplantae, Chlorophyta, Pedinophyceae. The record is from the annotation of a GenBank genome assembly.
AUGUCGGAGGGGCCGCCGCCGGAAGGCGGGCCACCCGACGCGACAGCGGCAGCGGGCGGUGAUGCUGCGGUGGCAGAGAGCACUCCGCCGCCGAACGAGGCGGCGGCGCCAGCGGAAAUCAAGCAGGAGCCUGUAGAGCAUCCAGCGGCAGAGCCUGCGCCGCAAGAGACGGGAGCGGGAAACACGGGCGCUGCGCCGGAAAUCAAGCAGGAGACCAAGCCGGGCGGCGAGGAGGCGCCUGCGCCGACAGGCGCGCCAGACGAGCAGAAGCCCGACGAGGCAAAGCCAGCUAUAGAGGGAGGCGAGGGCGAAAAGAAGGAACCGGAGCCGCCUCUGCCGCCCAUAGAGCUGAAGCCUCCAGUCAUCCCUGACCGCAUCUCCCGGCCCUGGGAGGAGCUCCCUGAUCCCGAAGCGAGCUCGCUCGCCCACAUCACAGAUCCGGUCUACGGCGAGGGCGAGGGCCCCGGCGAGCUGCGGCCAGCCGUCAACGACGACGAGCACGCGUACUACGCCACUGCUGUCGGGUUGCGGGGCGACCAGGCCACGGAUGAGGAGGCGCGCCUGUUCCGGGGGCGCCUGAGGGAGUACGUGCCUGUGCGGAACGCCAUCCUGCGCCGGUGGGUCUCCCAGCUGCGCCAGUGGAUCACCGAGGCGGACUGCGUGUCUGACAGCAGCGUGCGCCGCGCGGCGAACAAGGACCUCGACCUCAUCUGCGAGACGUGGGACUACCUCAACCUCAACGGCUACAUCAACAGCGGACCCCUGCUCCCGCCGCGCGAAGGCACCAAGCGGCCGCUGUGGCGCGAGGACUGGGAGGAGAUGGAGGACCCGGAGCCGCGGCCGCCCACGGAGCACACGCACGAGGGCAUCCGCUGGUCGGCCGCGGAGUACCUGUGCAAGACGAAGGUCGACCUGGAGGUCACGACGACGAAGAAGGUCCGGCGCGCGGUCGCGGAGCUCGUCGGCGUGGAGGAGGACGACCGCACCAAGGUGGCGGUGCGCGAGGCCGUGGCAGCGUACCUCCGCGGCCGCGCGGCGAUCGCCGGCCUGACGCCGCGGUGGAAGAUGGAGCUGCGCGGGUGGAAGGAGCGGUACGCUGCGCGCGCGAAGCGGCGAGAGGAGAGGCAGAGGCACCGCGCGCCGGGGGGGCGCGUCGUGGUGAUCGGCGCGGGCGCCGCGGGCCUGGCGGCGGCGCGGCAGCUGUCGAAGUUCGGCGUGAGCGUGACGGUGCUCGAGGCGUCGCAGCGCGUGGGCGGGCGCGUGUCGACCGGGAAAGUAGGCGACAGCGGCACUCAGGUGGACUUCGGGGCCUCGCUCAUCACGGGCACGCUGCCGGAUCUCGGAUCCGGCGAGGACGGCGGGCACCCGAAGCCGCCGGACCCGUCCUCGCUGGUGGCGCGGCAGCUGGGCAUUCGGCUGCACCGCCUGAAUCAUACCCUGCGGGACACCCCCCUGAUCGACGUGGUGGCGUCGGCGGAGCGCGGGGGGCCGGUGGAGGUGGCGCUCGAGGUCGACGGCGCGAUGGAGCGGCUGUACCGGGACCUCCUGGACGAGCACGGCGCGAAGCUGAGGCAGCAGAUGGGCGACAAGGCCGACGGGAUGUCUCUGGAAGAGGGGCUGCAGAAGUGCCUGGAACGACACUACAACCACUACGCACGCGAGAAGCUCAGCGACACGCUCGUCGUCGACCACUCGACGCUCCAGGCGGCCGCCGGCCCCGACGACAACGCGGACCUCGUCGCGGCCGAGGAGGCGGCGCAGGCCGCCCUGGAGGCGCUGGGCCCCGAGGACGACAGCGCGCGCCUGCGCCGCCUGACGCUGACCUACACGAAGACCGCGGACAUGCAGGUCGCGACGACCAAGUCGAUCCGCCAGAACGUCGCUCCGCUCGCCGGCGUGGACCCGGACGACGCGGACGUGAAGGCUGCGAUCAAAGCGGCGGUGGGGGAGUUCAUCGAGGGGCGCGUGCCGGAGAGCGACUGGGCGGCGUUCGAGCGGCGCGUGGAGCUCGAGGACGCGGCGGCGAAGGCGACGGAGCGCCGGAAGGACGCCACGCGCGGCCGGAUGUCGGCGGCGCAGCGGCGGGCACUGCAGUGGCAUCUGGCCAGUACCGAGUACUGGAAGAACGCGCCACUUGACGCGGUGUCGUUCGGACACUGGGACGACGAGAAGGCGGCGCAGGGCGGCUUCGGCGGGCCGCACUGCAUGGUGGUGGGGGGGUAUCAGCAGGUGACUGACGCGAUGGCGGAGGGUCUUGACGUCAGGGUGGGGUGCCCGGUGGCCAAGGUGAGCUCGCGCGGGCGGGCCGGCGCCGGCGCAGAGGGCGAGCCGCCCGCCGCGGCGGUCGUCGUCACCACGGCGGCGGGGGAGGAGUUUCCAUGCGACGCGGUGGUGGUGGCGGUGCCGCUGGGGGCGCUCAAGCGGGGGGGUAUCGAGUUCGACCCCCCCCUGCCGGACGCGAAGCAGCAGUCGAUCAAGCGCACGGGCAUGGGCAGCCUGAACAAGAUCGUGCUCGAGUUCCCCCGCAACUUCUGGACCGAACGCCUGUCAGGUAUGAGCAGCACCAGGGCGGGCAACAACGACGCUGGCGGCGACGAGAACCGCAUGGACGAGGACGAGGACGAGGACGACGCCCCUGCUGGCGGCGACAAGAAGGCCCGGAUCGACAUUUUCGGGCUGGUGCGCGACACGCAGCCCGUCGCCGGCGCAGGCGCGCAGCAGCCCCCGCACGUGUCCCGCUACGGCCGCGGCAUGGCAUUCGCGUGGUGGGACAUGAGCCAGUUCACCCCGCACGGCGAGGACGGCCGCGGUGCGCCCGUGCUCGCCACGCUCGUGGCGGGCCGCGCGGGGGACAUGUGCAACGCCGCCGACGAGCAGGAGAUGGUCGGCGAGGCACUGGCGGCGCUGCGCGCCACGUUCGGCGCGGACGCAGUGCCCGAGCCCACCAGCGUGCACGUCACGCGCUGGGGGCGCGAGGAGGGCGUGUGGGGGUCGUGCAGCUACCUGCCCCCGGGGAGUUCCGGGCGCGACCUGGAGGAGCUCGGGCGGCCGCACGGGGCGCGCGUGCUCUUCUGCGGGGAGCACACGACGCGGACGCACCACGACACGGUCGGCGGGGCCAUGCUCACGGGCAUGCGCGAGGCCGCGCGCGUCGUGCGCCUGCUGCGCGGCGAGCAGGCGACGGAGCCCGGCCCGACCACCUGGGUCCCGAUUCCCGGGCGAGGGAAGAAGCGCAGGGCGCCGGAGCACGGGCGGGCCAUCGAGGACGACGAUCUGUCGGGCGACGAGUAUGACUACGAUGAGGAGGACGACAACCGCGGGCGCGUCCGCAAGAUCCGGCGCGCGGAGGAGGAGUUCCCGCGCGCGCACGUCGCCGAGGAGCAGCGGCAUCGCCAGGAGCGCGAGCGCACCGUGCUCCUUAUCGCCGCCAUCGACCAAGCGUCGCGGGGGGACUCCCUGGAACUGCGCACGCGCAUGGAGCGGUGCACGCCGGGGCAGCCGCGCACCGAGAUCGUGCAGGCGCUUCAGCAGUGCAAGGGCCACAGCCGCGCGAAGCUCGCCGCGGACGGUGCCCUCCUCGCAUCACUGGCGGCAUGGCUCUCCAACGCCGUGAUCGAGCGGGACGAGGCGCUGGCGCGCGGCCUAGUGUCGCUCGUGCGGUCCUUCAACCUCUCGCGGCAGGCCCUGGAGGACUCGGGCCUGUGGGACGUGCUCGUGGAGGACGUGGCUGACUCGAGGUUCAAAGAUGACGUCAAGAGGUCGGUGGCGGCGUUCCUGGAGCCGAUGAUGGACGAGGCGGACGCGGAGGAGCCGGCGCCGAAGCCCGCGGCGAAGCCGAAGCCGGUGGAGCUGGAGGAGACGGAGGAGAUGCGGGCGGCGCGCGAGGCGCUGGAGCGCGCCCAGCAGCUGCUGCGGGCGCGCGAGGCGGAGGCGACGGCGGCGGCGAGCGCACUGGGCGCGGACGCGGGCGCGGCCGGCGAGGCGGAGAUCAAGCUGCGGAAUUUCGACGCGGAGUACGCUGCCAAGGCCGCACAGCCCACGACGAAGCAGGCAGCCAAGCCCAGCAAGUCCUCCGGAAAGGCGCCGGCGAGCAAGGCGCCGGCGGGCUCGCAGGACCCGAAGACGUUGCAGAAGAUGCUGUACGGCAGGCUCUGCAAGUACGCGAAGGGCAAGCUGGAGCAGCUGCGCGCGGACGGGAAGCACGACCUCAACAAGGAGUGGAGCGACAAGGUGGCGAAGAACGCGGCGGGCAAGACGAUGGAGUGGGAGCAGCGGCACUGGGGCAAGGGCAAGAACGCCGAGCUGGACGACCACCGCAAGACGCAGACGGCCAAGAACGUGGGCAUCUUUGUGCACAAGUACACAAGUGGGGGCAAGGCGUAG